UACGUUCUCGUCCUUGUGUUUUUUUCCCUCCCGCGUACAGUUAGCUGGACCUGGACGCCUCCUCUCCUCGCUUCCUGCUGCUGCGUUGCUUGCUUCUUCCGUCCGACCCCGAGAGAUCCCCGCGAAAGCGAGAAGAAGCGAGGUGGUGAGGUCGGCGGCGAAGGCCAUGGCGGCGGGCCCUUCCAGGUCGAGGGGCGACUACGACCAUCUAAUUAAGAUGCUUCUAAUCGGGGACAGCGGAGUAGGAAAGAGUUGCUUGCUGCUGCGGUUCUCCGAUGACACAUUCACAACAAGUUUUAUCACCACCAUUGGCAUUGAUUUCAAGGUUAGGACAGUUGAACUUGAUGGAAAGCGUGUAAAACUGCAAAUUUGGGAUACUGCUGGUCAAGAACGUUUCCGAACAAUUACAACUGCUUACUAUAGAGGCGCUAUGGGCAUUCUUCUCGUUUAUGAUGUCACAGACGAGUCCUCCUUCAACAACAUUAGAAAUUGGGUCCGCAACAUAGAGCAGCAUGCAUCUGAUAACGUCAACAAGAUCUUGGUGGGCAACAAGGUUGAUAUGGAUGCAAAGCGGGUGGUGUCCACAGCUCAAGGUCAGAAGCUCGCAGAUGAAUACGGGAUGCAAUUUUUUGAGACGAGUGCAAAAACAAAUCAAAACGUAGAGCAGGUAUUCUUCACCAUUGCAAGGGACAUAAAGCAAAGGUUGACUGAAACUGUUGCCGCUGCAGCUGAGCCCCCAAUCAUUCAGAUCAGUAGGCCGGAUCCAGAUCAGGCUGGUGCUGCCUCGUCACGGUGGUCGUCCUGCUGUAACACCUGAUCAAUGCUGUGGUGAAAUUGCACACCGUCUUAAUGCAGUUGAUGCAUUGACUGCUAGAUUACUGCUUCAGUGUGUUUUACUCCGGUGCCAUGCCAAGAUGUAAAUUCUAGUUCGAAAAGACCAAUACUCUGACCAUUAUGGUGUUGUGAUUCUUCAGUGAGGUGUUCCAGUGUAUUCUUAUUUGCAUUGCCGUGUUCUAGCCCAGUGGUUCAUGCUAAUGUAUGCUUGGAAACUCUUGUUUUUAGCUCCAGAUUUGCCAGAGCAAACAUUUCAACAGAUGAGCUGGUGGAUUUGCUCCUGUCAUGUAAACAAAACCUUCAAGAGACAGCAGUAUCUGAUUGUAUGGAAUCGUGGUUGUACAUAGUGCAUUAUA
This is a messenger RNA of Phragmites australis (common reed), 1190 nucleotides long. Its product is annotated as ras-related protein RABE1c-like. Gene Ontology annotation, biological process: protein secretion; regulation of exocytosis. The transcript is spliced from 8 exons. Bases 167 to 817 code for a protein of 216 amino acids. Lineage: Eukaryota; Viridiplantae; Streptophyta; Magnoliopsida; Poales; Poaceae. Gene Ontology annotation, molecular function: GTP binding; GTPase activity. The record is from RefSeq and is a predicted model, not a curated record.